Parathielavia appendiculata is the source of this 750-nucleotide messenger RNA. RefSeq lists its product as uncharacterized. The record is from RefSeq and is a predicted model, not a curated record. The coding region runs from base 145 to 630 and encodes 161 amino acids. NCBI's taxonomy places the organism in Eukaryota, Fungi, Ascomycota, Sordariomycetes, Sordariales, Chaetomiaceae. The transcript has a single exon.
UGAGGAUGGGAUCGCCUGCUGUCACCAGGCCGUCUUGGAUACGCAAGCCGCAGAAAGACGCAUCAAUCAGGGAUGGCAGUGUGGAAGUGCAGGUAUAGGAUGGUCUAGACCGGGGAGGCACUGCCAAGGUCGACUGCCGAAGUUAUGAACACACAUGUUGGGGGAAUAUGGUGGACAGUGCUAGCCAUGCAGCAUGUGCAUGUAGGGGGUGUGAUAUGGAUACAUGUCGAUGAUAGAAAGUACUGUGGUAAGGGUAGCAUGAAGAAGAGAACGCAUGGAUUGUGCAGCAGACUCGGAAACUGCAAACGGACGGAAAGUGACUAUGACGGGGGUCGUUGGAGCUCCAGGAGGCAGGUAACGGGAAACGGGAGGAGGACGGGUGCUGUGAAACAUGGCUCUCAUCGAGGUCGGGAGAAUUCGAGGAAGACUGAUGAACUUCUCAGUGUCGUGUUUCCGGUUCGAGCUGCAGGCCCGGCGCUGGUACGCAGUAAACUACCAGGUACGAGGUACCGUAUCUGGCAAGGUGAGGAAAGACAAGCAUUGGCGGCAGCCAGUUCUGCCGACGAAACAGCAACUCAAAGGUGGGAGCAGAAGAAAGGAAAGCAAACGGCCAUGAACCUGGGCGGAUAGACCAGGGCGGAGAUAUGCACGCAGGAGAAAUGCGAGAGGGUUUUGGACACACCGCAAGCCUCUCGCGGGAUCUGAUCUCGACGUGCCGACGGGACGGGAAGGAUUCCUUCCCAGAUUUCU